This is a messenger RNA of Chlamydomonas reinhardtii, 836 nucleotides long. RefSeq lists its product as uncharacterized. Bases 169 to 426 code for a protein of 85 amino acids. Lineage: Eukaryota; Viridiplantae; Chlorophyta; Chlorophyceae; Chlamydomonadales; Chlamydomonadaceae. The record is from RefSeq and is a predicted model, not a curated record. The transcript has a single exon.
AUAGUGCUAGAGCUGCAGUACGAUUGGUGCCUGACGCUGCGCAUCACCUAUACGGAGGGGGACGAUGCGAUGGACACCCUCAGCGGCAGCGUGGCGCGCAUACGAGAUGACAUCAGGCUGAUGGUGCUCAGUGACCCCAAAAUAUCUCGCACCUAGACAAAACAAACCAUGGGACUCGGCGCGCUGCUUGGCAAGGCACGCUCCCUCGCAGGACGCGCAAUUGGUGGCGUUGGUGGCGCCAUUCGCAAAGUCGCAGAGUUCUCAGCACCCGUGGUGCGCAAGGUGGCGCAGUUUGCGCGCCCUGUCGUAAAUGCCGUGAGCGGCAUCGCCCUCGCUGCAGGCCAGCCAGAGAUCGCCCUCUUGGCCAAAGGGGUCAGCAAGGCGGCGGACUGGGUGUCUGGCGCAGCACCCAAGCAAGGUCACUGAUGCGCUAGGAAAGGCCAGUGCCAUUGGUGCGCGCAUGCAGGGCGCGGGCAGCGCGCUCAUGGGUGCGUCUGGCGGGGGCUAAGGCCAAAAUAUUUUCUGGGCCAAGGCUAGGAAGCAUGUGUCGCUACGGCUACCCCCUCCCCAAGCGCCGGUACACCAAGGGCAGGUACUACACCCUCAGUGACGGCAUACGCUACAAGUGUAUGCAGGCCUCGCCGCAAAUGAAUUUCUUGCCGAAUGGCUACAUUGAGCGCUACUGGACCUUUGGGUUUGUAGGGGGCGGUCGGCAGUGUGGCUUCGAUUCUUUUGAGCGCCUAAGGAUAAAGGUGAACUGGGAGGAUUGGGAGAAGGAUGCGUCCUGACACCCUCCGCACUGUGUGUCGCAGCGUGCUGAUAGCACUCGAGGUAAU